Molecule: messenger RNA, 1539 nt
Organism: Alosa alosa (allis shad)
Lineage: Eukaryota; Metazoa; Chordata; Actinopteri; Clupeiformes; Clupeidae
Gene: tusc2b
Product: tumor suppressor 2, mitochondrial calcium regulator b
Exons: 4
Coding region: 258-593 (111 amino acids)
Biological process (GO): regulation of mitochondrial membrane potential; inflammatory response
Cellular component (GO): mitochondrion
Source: RefSeq, a predicted model, not a curated record
CCACAUCCGGAGUUUUCCCUUCUGCACGGCUUGCUUGCAGUUGAUAGCUAAAUUGCGCACAGGAGACACUUUUAAACAGCAUAGCCGUAAUUGCAGCACUUUGGGGAAUAUCUUAUGCGUGUUUGAUAAAGGACAUAUCCAUUAUUCAUUUCUGGUUCAAGUUACUGAGAAAAUACAAAUAAUUUCAACUGGUAUUUUGGAUCACAUUUUGCCACUGAGUGCACACUGGCCAAAAAGAUAAUGUCCCGUUGUUGAAAAUGGGAGGCAGCGGCUCCAAAACCAAAAGCUAUUGGCCAUUUUCUGGUUCUGGUGGCGGUGAUGAACAAGCCAAAGAGGGAAAUGAUCAGUCAUUGGCACGCCCGCGAAGUUUCAGGACUGCAACUCCCUUCGUGUUUACCAGACGAAGCUCACUUUACUAUGACGAGGACGGAGACCUGGCCCACGAAUUUUAUGAGGAAAUCGUGGUGACAAAAAAUGGUCGGAAGAAGGCCAAAUUGAAACGGAUUCAGAAGAACCUUAUAUCUCAGGGAAUGGUCAAGCUGGAUCACCCUUGCAUCCACGCAGAUUUUCCAGUGGUCAUCUGUGAGGGUUGACGAAGGAGAAGACCUGCUACUGACCAUGUAGAUUCACCCAAUAUCCCCCGUCCUCUUUGCUGAACCCCCGCCCCCACUGUGACAGACACUGGCAGUGGUCUUUCUAGAGAAGAAGAAGGAGGAGGAGGGGAAGAAGAGGAGGAGGAGGGACUCCUCCCUUUGACGUAGCUGGCUGAUCUGGAGCCUGUGGAACUCUCUGCAUGUGAACUGUGACAUGGGACAAAACUAUAGCUCUGGAAUUCUGCUUAUGGAGACCGAGGAUCUGUGAACACUGAUGGAGACCUGACUCCUCUCUCCCUGCCAUAUCUUAGCUAGAUAUUGUUAGGCAGUGUGUAUGUUUGGUUUGUGAGUGUGUGAUUAUAUGUCUGUGGAAAUUAUGUUGCAUUGAUUCACUUGAGAUGAGUGCUAUUCUACACAUACCUUUAUCAUUUCUAUCUUGCUCUAUCGAAUGUCCUAUAAUGCUACAUUAUUUUUUGAAACGCUAAGAAUGUAUGGAAUCAUGUUUCGUUGUUUUCUUUGUUCUCAUGUGGCCAUUUCAAUAGUGAGCGUUCAGUGCAAGGGAUAUGUUCUGCCAAAAAAAAUCUUGUUAGCCUCUAAAGCAACUGUGGGAUUUCUUUGGUCAGUAACUUUGGUCAGAAUACCUAAACAUUUUUGAUUGUGCAUGUUUUCCCAAAUGAAGUUGUUGCAUCAUCCUCUGAGUUUUCUGGCAAAAUAGACAAUCCAGGUGUAACUGUGUGCUUGAUCGGAAGUCACGUCAGAAAUAUUUUUUCUCUGGUCUUGGCAGCCACACGCACACAUACAGACAUGUAGAGAAGUCGCCAUGAGACCACAUGAGCAGUGUCACUGGUCUGUUAAUAUCUGUGUGUAAUUUGGCAGAAUUUUAUUUAUUGUACCAAUUCAGUUUUGUGCUGCAUUGAAUUUGUUAAAAAAAAGAACCCUUAAGACA